Messenger RNA from Rhipicephalus sanguineus (brown dog tick), 957 nucleotides. RefSeq names its product ubiquitin-conjugating enzyme E2 Z. Gene Ontology annotation, molecular function: ubiquitin conjugating enzyme activity; cysteine-type endopeptidase inhibitor activity. Gene Ontology annotation, cellular component: nucleus. Gene Ontology annotation, biological process: negative regulation of apoptotic process. NCBI's taxonomy places the organism in Eukaryota, Metazoa, Arthropoda, Arachnida, Ixodida, Ixodidae. Bases 85 to 957 code for a protein of 290 amino acids. The transcript has a single exon. The record is from RefSeq and is a predicted model, not a curated record.
CAUCACGCGCAGGGGCAGCGUUCGGUGCGGCUCGGCGUCCAUUCGGCUCUCAUAUCCUUGCAAAAUUAGGCCCUUCUGCGCACAAUGUUCGGCGGCGCUGUCCAGUGGGAUCCCCUUAUGUUCCUCAACGAGGAGCCAUCUCCGCAGUGCCUCUUGCGGGUCAAGAAGGACAUCGCGGACUUCAACGCCAGUCCUCCUGCAGGACUGUUCAUCACACCAGAGGAAGAAGACGUCACCAAGAUGCACGCCCUUGUCGUCGGUCCCAGUGGAACGCCGUACGAAGGCGGCUUCUUCCAGUUCUACAUGAAGUUCCCACCCACCUACCCGAUCAGCCCACCCAGGGUUCGAAUAAUGACCACGGACGCUGGCCGAGUGCGCUUCAAUCCGAACCUGUACGCCUGCGGCAAGGUCUGUCUCAGCAUCCUCGGCACCUGGACCGGGCCACCGUGGAGCCCCGCUCAAGGCCUCGAGAGCGUCCUUAUAUCGGUGCAGUCUCUGAUGAACGAAAAGCCUUAUCACAACGAGCCAGGCUUCACAAACGAACUGGUACCAGGAGACGCCGACCGCUACAACGAAUUCAUUCGGCACGAGACGAUCAGGGUGGCGGUGUGCGACCAGGUCGAAGCCGCUCUCAAGCAGAGUGCCGACUGUCCGGCCAUCCUCAGGGAGCAGAUACUUAAGUGUUUCUACGAGUCCUACGACAAAUACGAGGAAAUCGUGAAGGCAAAGGUGCAUCUGACGGGCACGACAGUGAAAGAUGUUUUUACUUAUCAAAAGCAGAUACAGUGUCAGUACGAGACGCUGCUGACCAGGAUGCGUGAUUUAAGAGAGCAGAUCAAGCAGAAGAAGGAAGCUGCUGCACAAGCUGAAGCUGCUGCUGCUGCUACUGAAGCUGCAGCUGCCGAAGCUGCCCAGGUUGCCGAUAACGCUGCUGCCGCCACGAACCCGGUGAACUGA